AUGGCGCGCACGAGCUCGUUGACGUCGUCGUCCCCGCCCCGCCGCGUCGACCGGGAGCUGAAGGUGGCCGCCUGCUGCAUGCGCGCGCCGCCGUACCCGGCGCGGCCCCCGGCGCCGCCGUACUGCGUGGGCAUGGCGCCCGCGCACGCCGACAUCUUGCGCACGUACGAGUCGCACGCCCGCGACAGCGCCCGCACCGGCGCGCCCAGCCACCGCCCCAGCUUGCUCUUCCCGCAGCCGCCGCCGCCCUCUCCCUGCUCCUUCUCCUGCUUCAUCCUGAUUGAUCCGAUCCGACGCGUUUCCGUGUGA
This is a messenger RNA of Lolium rigidum, 309 nucleotides long. RefSeq lists its product as uncharacterized. NCBI's taxonomy places the organism in Eukaryota, Viridiplantae, Streptophyta, Magnoliopsida, Poales, Poaceae. The record is from RefSeq and is a predicted model, not a curated record. The coding region runs from base 1 to 309 and encodes 102 amino acids. The transcript has a single exon.